AUGAAGUUUCCUCAGAAUUCACUUUUCAUUAUUAUUAUUAUUUGUUUUACAGAAUAUUCUGGAACUCUUCCUGGUCUCCCUACUUCAUAUGCUACUUUGCUAAGAAUGAAGAAGAGUUCAUUUUCAUCCCUCUAUGGUUCAAAGACUAGACCACGAUACAACAGUCCUCCAUUAGGAACACUGAGUGUUUCUUCACCGAGCUGGCAAGGGGCAGCUCAACAUUAUUAUUCCCCCAUCAAUCUUUAUCAUUCCUCAGAUGCCUUCAAACAAGAUGAAAGUGUGGACUACGGGCCAGUGUUUGUGCAAGAACCAGAUGAUAUAAUUUUCCCAACUGAUUCUGAUGAAAAGAAACUAGCACUGAAUUGUGAAGCUCGUGGCAACCCAGUUCCCAAUUACAGAUGGCUUCGAAAUGGAACAGAAAUAGAUUUGGAAAGUGAUUACCGCUACAGUUUGAUAGAUGGGGACUUCAUUAUAAGCAAUCCAAGUGAAGCAAAGGAUUCUGGCCAUUAUCAGUGUUUGGCAGCCAACACGUUUGGAAGUAUUCUUAGUAGAGAAGCUGUACUUCAGUUUGCCUAUCUGGGAAAUUUUAGUGGCCGGACAAGAAGUGCAGUCUCUGUGAGGGAAGGCCAGGGGGUUGUUCUGAUGUGCUCUCCUCCGCCUCAUUCACCAGAGAUCGUCUAUAGCUGGGUAUUUAACGAGUUCCCUUCCUUUGUGGCGGAAGACAGCAGGCGGUUCAUUUCCCAGGAGACAGGCAACCUUUAUAUUUCUAAAGUCCAAACAUCAGAUGUUGGCAGCUAUAUUUGUCUGGUGAAAAACACAGUGACGAACGCUCGAGUACUUAGUCCUCCAACACCACUCACUCUCCGUAAUGAUGGUGUGAUGGGAGAAUAUGAGCCGAAAAUUGAGGUCCAUUUCGCUUUCACAGUUACAGCUGCUAAGGGAACAACUGUUAAGAUGGAAUGCUUUGCACUUGGCAACCCAGUUCCAACUAUCACAUGGAUGAAGGUUAAUGGUUAUAUUCCUGGUAAAGCACGUCUGCGUAAAUCUCAGGCAGUACUGGAAAUACCCAAUGUGCAGCUGGACGAUGCAGGCAUAUAUGAGUGCCGAGCUGAAAACUCACGUGGAAAAAAUUCCUUUCGUGGACAAUUACAAGUAUACACAUACCCACACUGGGUAGCAAAACUGAAUGAUACUCAGUUAGACAGCGGGAGCCCUCUCCGAUGGGAAUGUAAGGCUACUGGAAAGCCCAGACCCACAUACCGUUGGCUGAAGAAUGGAGUACCCCUCUUGCUUCAGAGUAGGAUUGAGAUGUUUAAUGGAGUAUUGAUGAUCCACAAUGUGAAUCAAUCAGAUGCUGGAAUGUAUCAGUGUUUGGCUGAAAAUAAAUAUGGAGCCAUUUAUGGGAGUGCUGAGCUGAAGAUUCUAGCUUCAGCUCCCACUUUUACACUGAAUCAACUGAAGAAAACAAUAAUUAUUACUAAAGGCCAAGAAGUCAUCAUAGAGUGCAAACCCCAAGGCUCUCCAAAACCAACCAUCACUUGGAAGAAGGGAGAAAAAGCAGUUAGAGAGAAUAAAAGAAUAGCUAUUCUUCCAGACGGGAGUCUACGGAUCCUAAAUACUUCUAAAUCAGAUGAGGGAGAGUACGUUUGCCAAGGGGAAAAUGUCUUUGGUUCUGCUGAAAUCAUAGCUUCCGUUUCUGUGAAAGAACCUACAAGAAUAGAACUUACUCCUAAAAGAACAGAGUUAACAGUGGGAGAAAGCGUCGUCCUUAACUGCAAAGCAAUUCAUGAUGCUAGUUUGGAUGUCACUUUCUACUGGACACUAAAAGGACAGCCUAUCGAUUUCAAGAAAGAAGGUGGACAUUUUGAAAGCAUCAGGGCCCAAGCAUCCUCUGCAGAUUUAAUGAUCAGGAACAUCCUUCUGAUGCAUGCUGGGAGAUAUGGCUGCAGGGUACAGACCACAGCAGACAGUGUGUCAAAUGAGGCAGAACUUCUUGUUAGGGGUCCCCCAGGCCCACCAGGGAUAGUGAUCGUUGAGGAAAUCACUGAGAGCACAGCCACACUUUCCUGGAGUCCAGCCACUGACAACCACAGCCCAAUCUCCUCAUACAACUUGCAGGCUCGCAGCCCCUUCUCCCUGGGCUGGCAAACAGUAAAAACAGUCCCAGAAAUCAUAACAGGAGACAUGGAAUCAGCCAUGGCAGUGGACCUGAACCCCUGGGUGGAAUAUGAAUUCAGAGUGGUGGCCACCAAUCCAAUUGGGACUGGAGAUCCAAGCACUCCAUCUCGAAUGAUCCGCACAAAUGAAGCAGUUCCAAAGACAACACCCACCAAUGUAAGUGGAAGAAGUGGAAGAAGGCACGAGUUAGUCAUCGCCUGGGAGCCAGUAUCAGAAGAGUUUCAGAAUGGGGAAGGCUUUGGCUAUAUUGUGGCUUUCCGACCCAAUGGAACACGUGGCUGGAAGGAAAAAAUGGUGACAUCUUCUGAAGCUUCAAAAUUCAUUUAUCGAGAUGAAAGUGUCCCUCCUCUUACUCCCUUUGAAGUGAAGGUUGGCGUUUAUAACAACAAAGGAGAUGGACCUUUCAGUCAAAUUGUGGUCAUAUGUUCAGCUGAAGGAGAACCCACUGCUGCUCCCACAGAUGUUAAGGCUACAAGUGUGUCUGUGUCAGAGAUUCUUGUUUCAUGGAAACAUAUUAAAGAGAGUCUAGGAAGACCACAGGGAUUUGAGAUUGGCUAUCGGAAAGACAUGGAACAAGAAGAUGCAGCAGAAACCAUCAAAACUAGGGGGAAUGAGUCAUCUGUCAUCCUGACAGGAUUAGAAGGAAAUACAUUAUAUCACUUCACAGUGAGAGCUUAUAAUGGAGCUGGAUAUGGGCCACCUAGCAGUGAAGUGAGUGCAACCACAAAGAAAUCCCCCCCCAGUCAAGCACCUAACAACCUCAGGUGGGAGCAGCAAGGCUCUCAGCUUUCUCUGGACUGGGAACCUGUCAGACCAUUAGCCAACGAGUCUGAAGUCAUGGGCUACAAGGUAUUUUAUAGACAAGAGGGUCACAGCAACAGUCAAAUUAUUGAAACAGAGAAACCUCAAGCAGUAGUCCCACUCCCUGAUGCUGGAGUCUAUAUUAUUGAAGUUCGAGCAUGCAGUGAAGGAGGGGAUGGAACUGCUAGCUCCCAAAUCAGGGUCUCGUCAUAUUCAGGUGGGAAAAUCACUAGUGCUCAGUCAACCCUCCACACUCUUUCCACGUCUUCAUCAUCAGUAACGUUGCUUUUGGCAUUGAUGAUUCCGUCAGCCUCUUGGUGA
This is a messenger RNA of Mesoplodon densirostris (Blainville's beaked whale), 3300 nucleotides long. RefSeq names its product contactin 5 (gene CNTN5). Gene Ontology annotation, molecular function: cell-cell adhesion mediator activity. Gene Ontology annotation, biological process: brain development; cell-cell adhesion. NCBI's taxonomy places the organism in Eukaryota, Metazoa, Chordata, Mammalia, Artiodactyla, Ziphiidae. The coding region runs from base 1 to 3300 and encodes 1099 amino acids. The record is from RefSeq and is a predicted model, not a curated record. The transcript has 23 exons.